UUGUUUGUUCCCAAUCCAACUACCUUGCCUUCAUUUCAUUAAUCUAUCUAUCUAUCCCAGUUAUUUCGUAGCUGUCAUUCACUCUUGCAUCAUGACUCAGACUACACCAAAUCAUACACAAACCGUUUCUGGCUGGGCAGCUCAUGAUACCUCCGCCAAGAUUACCCCAUACACCUUCAAAAGAAGGGAGAACGGUGUUACUGAUGUGACUAUAAAGAUAUUGUAUUGUGGAAUUUGCCACACUGACCUCCACCAUGCUAAAGAUGAUUGGGGCAUUACUAUGUACCCUGUUGUACCAGGGCAUGAGAUAACAGGGGUUAUUACUAAGGUAGGAAGUGAUGUGAAAGGGUUCAAAGAAGGAGACAGAGUGGGUGUAGGGUGUUUGGCUGCUUCAUGUUUGGAUUGUGAGUAUUGCAAAACCGAUCAGGAGAAUUACUGUGACAAUUUGCAGUUUGUAUACAAUGGUAUUUUCUGGGAUGGUAGCAUCACCUAUGGUGGCUACUCUGAAAUGCUUGUCGCAGAUUACAGAUACGUAGUACACAUUCCAGAAAGCCUGCCAAUGGACGCAGUGGCACCUCUAUUGUGUGCCGGAAUAACAGUAUUCAGUCCUUUGAAAGACCACGAUUUGGUAUCAUCACCAGGGAAGAAAAUUGGUGUGGUUGGUUUAGGAGGUCUUGGUCAUAUGGCCGUCAAAUUUGGCAAAGCAUUUGGUCACCAUGUUACUGUCAUAAGCACUUCUCCCUCCAAAGAAGCUGAAGCUAAGGAACGUUUGGGAGCUGAUGAUUUCCUACUCAGCUCCAACCCUGACCAAUUGCAGGCUGCAAAGAGAAGCCUAGAUUUUAUUUUGGACACUGUAUCAGCAGAUCACGCUCUAAUGCCCAUCUUAGAAUUGCUCAAAGUAAAUGGAACUUUAUUUAUGGUGGGUGCACCCGACAAGCCUCUCCAAUUGCCUGCUUUCCCAUUGAUAUUUGGGAAAAGAUCAAUAAAAGGGGGCAUCAUAGGAGGAAUAAAAGAAACGCAGGAAAUGUUGGAAGUUUGUGGGAAGCACAAUAUCACGUGUGACAUUGAGUUAAUCAAACCAGACACAAUCAACGAGGCUUUUGUGCGCCUUGCUAAGAACGAUGUUCGCUACCGUUUCGUCAUUGACAUUGCUGGCACCUCAAAAAUCUAAUCCCGUUGUUGGAUACUAUUUGUUUAAAAUAGUCUUUCUUUUAGGUAAUAAGUCCUAAUAUCUAGGAAGAUAUAUCUCUUCAAUAUAAUGUAGGUUCUUUAAUUUUGAAUUGUAAUCACCACGUUAUAAGCUGGAAAAGUGUGGUCUUAUGUUUCCCUUCUGUUUUGUAAAGGCUAUAGUAGCCAUUUUGCCGAAGUUAAUAAAUUAUUCUUCCAGCUAA
This is a messenger RNA of Cicer arietinum (chickpea), 1391 nucleotides long. RefSeq names its product probable cinnamyl alcohol dehydrogenase 6. Lineage: Eukaryota; Viridiplantae; Streptophyta; Magnoliopsida; Fabales; Fabaceae. Gene Ontology annotation, molecular function: zinc ion binding; oxidoreductase activity, acting on the CH-OH group of donors, NAD or NADP as acceptor. The record is from RefSeq and is a predicted model, not a curated record.